AUGAGAAAACUUUUAAAUACUGCUAUUAUGGACUUGAAAAAAACAAAAAAAAAUAAUGUAGAAUCGAAAAUUUUUAAAGAAAACUUAAAAUCAUUAAUUAUAAAAAAUAUAGAUAAAUUUGAAAAUGAGGAAAUUCUUAAAAUUAUAGAAAAAUACAAUGAAAAAAAUUACAAAGACGAUAAAAUACUUAAAUGUAGCUAUGAUGUUUUUAAAAACAAUAUACAUAGAUAUUCAUUUGAUCAAAUUAAUAAAAUUAUGAAAUUAUAUUAUAUAUCUCAAAUUAAAGAUAUUCAAUUUAAUAUAUCAAUUUUUAAUUAUAUAAUUAAAAGAUUAGAUGCAAUAGCUCCAUCUGCAACUGUCAAUAUUUUCCACAAUUUAGUAAGAUCUGGAUUAAGAGAUUACAAAAAUAUUAAUAUAAUAAAAGAUCAUUUUAUAAAAAAUAUUGAUAAAUUCAAUACCUUAGAUUUAACAAUUAUUUUAAAUUCUUUUACUAUAUUACAAGAAGAAUUAUUAAAGAAAUCUGCGAAUUUGUUCACUAAUGAAAAUGCUAAUAGUGUAAUUUCAAAGGAUUCAUUAUAUUCAUCUGAUAAUAAUUCUAUAUUUACAUUAAUUUUAAAUAAAAUAAAAAAUGAUAAAUAUAUCCAUAAUAAUUUAAGUGUAGUGAAUUCUGUUUUAAUAUUAAAUAUGAUCAGCCGAGUAAAUAUUUGUAAUUAUGAAAUUUUUAAAUUUUUUACUAAAAAGUAUUAUAAAAAUUUAAAGGAAAAAGAUUUAGAGCCUCAUCACUUCACAUUAUUGCUAAAUUCAUUUGCUAAAUGCAACAUACAUAUUAAUAUUAUGAAAUAUAUCUUAAAAUAUAUGAAUAAUGAUAAUUUUAUCAGUCAUUUAUCAUAUGUGAAUAUUACGAAUGCGCUUCAUUAUAUGGCAAAAUUUAAUUAUAGCAAUAAAUAUUUUCUUAAUAAUUUAAAGAAUAGAGUGAUUGAAAUAAUUGAUGAUAUUCCCCAAAGAGAAUUUAGUAACAUUAUGUGGUCAUUGUCUAAGUUAAAAGUUAAUGACAAUUAUUUUUAUUUAGUUUCCUUUAAAAAAAUUAAAAAUAUUAUUCAUUUAUUAGACAUGAUGUCAAUUGCUCAAAUCUUAGAUUCCAUGAGAAGAAGGAAAAAUUUUGCAAAUAAAAUGGAUAAGAAUAGUAAUUCAGAAGAAAAAAGCUUUAAAGAUGAUACACUUAGCAAAUUAUCAAAUCAUUCUAAAGGUCUUACUAAAAUGGAUAAAGAAAUAAAUAAUAAAAUUUUGACAAAUAAUGUUUCUACAACUAGUGAAUAUCAUAAAAAAAUAGACAAUAAAAAUAGUUAUGAAAAAAAAGAAAAAUAUGAGGAAAAAGAAGAGGGAAUUUAUGAGAAUAAUAACACAAAAAAGGAACUAUCAGAAAAUGAAAUAGAGCAAAAAAUUGAAAGAAUAAUCGAAAAAAAAAUAGAUACAUGUAAUAUAUCUGAAGAAUAUGAAAAAAAUAUUACUGAUUUAUUAAUAAAAAAGUAUUUAGAAAAUAUCGAAAGCUGCUCUCUUCAUGUAUUAACACAAGUUCCUUUUUGUUGCUUACAACUAAACUAUACUGGAAAUGAUGUUUAUUAUAAGUCACUUGAGGUUAUAAAAAAGAAAAGAAAUUAUAUGAGUACUUUAAAUUUAAUAUACGCAAAAUAUUUUAUUAGAAUUUUUAUUGAAAAACAAGAAAGUAAUUUCCAAAAAUUGCCUCGUCCUCUAAAAUAUUUUGCUAAAGAUAUUAUGAAUAGUGAUAAUUAA
This is a messenger RNA of Plasmodium relictum, 1791 nucleotides long. RefSeq names its product conserved Plasmodium protein, unknown function. NCBI's taxonomy places the organism in Eukaryota, Apicomplexa, Aconoidasida, Haemosporida, Plasmodiidae. The record is from RefSeq and is a predicted model, not a curated record. Bases 1 to 1791 code for a protein of 596 amino acids. The transcript has 2 exons.